This is a messenger RNA of Pelobates cultripes (western spadefoot toad), 15752 nucleotides long. The record is from the annotation of a GenBank genome assembly. Lineage: Eukaryota; Metazoa; Chordata; Amphibia; Anura; Pelobatidae.
CCCCACAGUAAGCUUCCUGAGGAUGUAAAGAAGCAGACAGAGAGAGCAUCUGAGCUUUGCCACCCAGCAGGAGAGCUAAUUCUGGGUAAUGUGAAUUAACAGAAAGUCUUGUUCUAAUAGUGGGAUAAAUCUGAUGCUUGGCAUUCUCUGAGUGAGGGGAAACCUGUGCACGUACAACUGUGGGUGAGUACGAAUCUGUGUGUAAUCUCUGUGAGUAAGUGUGCAUUAUCUAUAAUCGGUAUGAGUGUAGACGUGCGCUGUGUAUGUAGUAUGUGUAUGUGUGCAAAUGUUUGUGUAAUGUAUGCUUGUGUAAGCACGCAUUGUGUGUAAUAUGUGUUACCGGACAAUCGAAUGUGUGAUCUGUGUGCGUAAUAGUGCUGUGUGUAUAAUUGUUACUGUUUGUAGGUGUGCAAAAAUCUAAUGUUUGUCUGUAAUGAUGAAGUGCGUGAGUGUUUAAUCUUAAUCCGUGCGUUUUAACCUGUCCCGUGUGUGUAAAAAUGUACACCAAUUUAGAUCUGGUACCAAAAAACAUGGUCUUUGCAUUUCCUGUUUUUUGUUGUUUUGGGGGGUUUAUUUUUUUUUGUCCAUAUCUACAAGUUUAGAAUUUAUAUUCUACAAUUUACUCCGUUAAAACACAUGCAAUCGCAUUGUCCAUAAAAACUAAGUGCCUAUUUUCAUGGUGAGCUGUAUAUGAAUAUAUGGAAUUAAGAUUUAAGCACUUUGAGAGCCUCUUUGCCUUGCAUGCAUUUUACUAACCCUGUAAAUAUAACGCUCAGAACAGGUUCUCAGUGUGGAUAUUAAAGGAACACUAUUGCGUUAGGAAUACAAAUCUGUAUUCCUGACGUUAUAGAGCUGCACUAUCUAUGUAGAUUGAGUGCAGCCGCAGAAUGAAUGACCUCCCUUCCUGUGCUGGUUUUAUUGCGGCCACCUUGCCUUUCAGACUGAGAUCAUCAAUCUUGAUGAUAUCAACCAAUCCAAUGUUUCCCCAUAAAAGAAGGAUUGUGCGCAUGGAUUAAAAAUCGCAAAUUGCACCACUUCGCCGAUUAGCAUCUCUUCAUAGAAUUAUGGUAUCUCUUUGUGGAGCUUUCAGUAACUCCAUGCAGAGUGUGGAGACACUGAACAAUAGGUCCUGCAAUCCUUCUCGCCAAGGAAGCCCCUCUAGUGGCUGUCCGAGUGAUAGCAACUAGAGAUGGACAUAGGCAGCAAAGUAAAAACUCUUUUUUCUCAGAAAAAGCAGCGUUUUCACUGCUGAGCCUGCAGUGAUUAAGCUUAAAGGGACACUAUAGUCACCUGAACAACUUUAGCUUAAUGAAGCAGUUUUGGUGUAUAGAACAUGCCCCUGCAGCCUCACUGCUCAAUCCUCUGCCAUUUAGGAGUUAAAUCCCUUUGUUUAUGAACCCUAGUCACACCUCCCUGCAUGUGACUUGCACAGCCUUCCAUAAACACUUCCUGUAAAGAGAGCCCUAUUUAGGCUUUCUUUAUUGCAAGUUCUGUUUAAUUAAGAUUUUCUUAUCCCCUGCUAUGUUAAUAGCUUGCUAGACCCUGCAAGAGCCUCUUGUAUGUGAUUAAAGUUCAAUUUAGAGAUUGAGAUGCAAUUAUUUAAGGUAAAUUACAUCUGUUUGAAAGUGAAACCAGUUUUUUUUUUCAUGCAAGCUCUGUCAAUCAUAGCCAGGGGAGGUGUGGCUAGGGCUGCAUAAACAGAAACAAAGUGAUUUAACUCCUAAAUGACAGUGUAAUGAGCAUUGAAAUUGCAGGGGAAUGAUCUAUACACUAAAACUGCUUUAUUUAGCUAAAGUAAUUUAGGUGACUAUAGUGUUCCUUUAACCACUAGCUAAGAUUUAGUGUUUCUGGUGACUAUAGUUUCCCUUUAAUAUGGGUACACAGGUAAUUUCUGGUGCAGUCCAGGAUGUGGGUUAUGUAUUUUGCCUAGCAGAACAUCACAAAAACACAGUUAUUAUUAUUAUUGUUGCCAUUUAUAUAGCGCCAACAGAUUCCGUAGCACUUUACACUAUUAUAAGAGGAAGGAUUUAACUAUAAAUAGGACAAUUACAAGAAAACUUACAGGAAUGAUAGGUUGAAGAGGACCCUGCUCAAACGAGCUUACAGUCUACAGUUCUACAAUUUUACAUCAGAUAAAGGACCACUAUAGGCACCCAGACCACUUCAGCCUAAUGAAGUGGUCUGGGUGCCAGGUCCAUCUAGGAUUAACCCUGCCUGCUGUAAACAUAGCAGUUUUGAGAAUGCUUUCCUGUGGACUGGCUGAAUGCGCACACCCGAUGACGGGGAAAGGAGGCUGCGAAUCCCCCAUCGCCGAGGGAGCCCGGCGGUGAAGAAAAGGUAUGUGUUUAACCCUUUCCUCACCCUAGAGCCUGGCGGGAGGGGGGCCAUGAGGGUGAAGGGGACCCAAGGACCCUAUAGAGCCAGGAAAACGAGUAUGUUUUCCUGGCACUAUAGUGGUCCUUUAAGGCGAUUGCAUUGGGCCCUUAUACUAUUUUUAUGUGAUUUAUGUCUGGCAGUAAUUUUUAUCAAGAAAUCAUCGUCUUUUGCAUGAAAGAUAAAAGGACAAUACACAGGAAAGAUCAUGGUCACAUUUUUCAAGGAUUAUAAAAAAUUUUACUGAAAAAAGUAAGUAUUCAACUUGUGUAUGUUUUCCCCCCCACAAACAUUGCUCUUUAAUAGCUGAUCUAAACAAGCCUAUGUGUAAGGAAUACAGGAAUGUCAUUUUGUAAGUGUGACAUGAGGAUAGAAUUGUGUCUGUACAGCGCUACGGAAUAUGCUGGCACAAUAAAUAAUAAUAAUACGUGAUAAAGAUCUUAAUCCCUUAAGGACCAAACUUCUGGAAUAAAAGGGAAUUAUGACAUGUCACACAUGUCAUGUGUCCUUAAGGGGUUAAUCUACUUGUAUUUAUUAAUACAUGUCAUAUGUGUGUGUAUAUGUCAUAAUUUUGUCAUAGUAGCAUUGCGAUAGUCAUAUAUAGCAAGCUUGAUUAAUACAGGAAGUAAAAAAAAUCUUUCCAGUGAAUUUUCAUAUUCAUGCAAAGUCACAUGAGAUAAAAGUGAUAAAACUCAGGAUAUCAGCCGCCCCCACGCUGUAUUCAUUUUCAUGAAGAUUAAACGGUUUUAUCCACUAAAGAGUAAGUCCUGGUGUGGUGACAAAACGGAGUUACAAAAUAUUGUUCUGGGGUCAGUGGAUGUAUGUAGUGUGCAGUGGCUGUAUGUAAGGUGUGUGUGGUCGGUGCUGGAUGUAUGUAAUAUAUGUAGUGUUUUCUAGCUGCAUAUAAUGUUUGCAGUGUGUGUCCUUUUUUCAGUUUGUGUCCUGCAGUUGAGGAUCCAAGGUGGCACUGCAAGGGUCCUAUAGUUGAAAUACAUUUUUAGUUAAUUAUUUUUGGGGGUUUAGUGCUAUGAACCUGGCAAGUGUGAAAAUUGAUGAACAAGUUGCUGAAAUGAGUGAUGGUUGGAGGAUAGGCUUGCAUCCAUUGUUUUAAGAUUAUUUUUCUGAUUUAGUGAUGUAAUGUUGAAAAGAUUACUAUUUCCAUAUGCUGGUAUGGUUUUCUCCAUCAAUGAUUUUAUAUGUACAGCGCGCCUGUGGACUUAAAGGGACACAGAAGGCACUCAGACCAUCAUCUCAAUGCCCCUAUCACUUUAAACAAUGGUGUUUAGUAGAUAUUGCAAUGUUUUUACUGCAUGGAAAGAGUUCAGAGAAGGGCUACUAAACUGGUUCAUGGAUUGCGGGCUAAAGCUUACAAGGAAAGGUUAAAGGAUCUUAACAUGUAUAGCUUGGAGGAAAGACGAGACAGGGGGGAUAUGAUAGAAACAUUUAAAUAUAUAAAGGGAAUCAACACAGUAAAGGAGGAGACUAUAUUUAAAAGAAGAAAAACUACCACAACAAGAGGACAUAGUCUUAAAUUAGAGGGACAAAGGUUUAAAAAUAAUAUCAGGAAGUAUUACUUUACUGAGAGGGUAGUGGAUGCAUGGAAUAGCCUUCCAGCUGAAGUGGUAGAGGUUAACACAGUAAAGGAGUUUAAGCAUGCGUGGGAUAGGCAUAAGGCUAUCCUAACUAUAAGAUAAGGCUAGGGACUAAUGAAAGUAUUUAGAAAAUUGGGCAGACUAGAUGGGCCGAAUGGUUCUUAUCUGCCGUCACAUUCUAUGUUUUUAAAACCACCUCUGCAUGUGGCAGCAGUGAGUUUCUGCUCUGGAACAAAUGUAAUUAAAAACCUUUUAUUUUCAAUUAACUGGGGUGCAGGGGAGACAACCAACUAGUGAAGAAAACACUAUAGCGUUAGGAAUACGUUUGUAUCGUUAAUGCUAUAGCAUUCGUUUGGUACACAUUUGUUGAUACUGCAUUUAUUUUUAUAUCUAUAUAUUGUAGCUAAGGUUUUGAUGUUGUGCCAUAUGGUGGCAGCGAACACCUAAACUUACAUGUAUGUAUGGCCUUUACCACUCUAUUCCUUGUUCCUUUUUUAUUGCCAAUGAUAUCAAAGGUCAGUGUUUUGGGAAAGGUGUAACAGAAUCAUGUGUAUGAUUGAUGUAUGUAAUUGUAAAUCUGUGAUACGAUCUGUGAAGACAGAGCGAUAUCCUAUCAAGUCUACUGAACAUAUAAUAGGUCUUCACUCGGGUGGGUGCAGACCUCCAAAAUAGCUACCCUGCAGUUCCAUCUCUCAGUCGGUGCAUGCUUCGCUCUAACUCACUAAAAAGCAACGGACUGCAAAGGCGCAAAUACUGAGAUGCUCACAUGCCGGCCAUACAGCACCGGUACUGUCCUUCCUAUAACAGCAGCCAUGACACUUGUCUGCAGCAGGACUAAAGGCCAAAAUAAACUGCCUGCCUGUGCUUGGAACUACAAGUCCUGGGCAUCGUGUGAUACAAAUUCCACUUCCCUGAAUAGUGAAUUGAAAACAAAAACUAUAAAAAUUAGGUAAAAAUUGCUGAUUUAGAAAAAAUCUCCACCUAAACUAUAGUCACAGCUUGACUGUUUAAGUAGAAAUUUUCAAUGUGUUUUUCGGUUGACCUUAAUUUAUAGUAUGGUAGUGAGUUAACCGCCUUGUGACUAUUUUUUCAAAGAUUUAGAGGGUAGAAGAAUUUUGAUUAACAAUGUGAUAUGUCUGCAAAACAAAAGCCUUUGCCCUACUUCUUGACGGUAUGACGUAAUGUUAUAUUAUUAAGAUCUUUAGUUCCUCUAACUCCCUCCAUUCUCAUCUGUCACAUCCAGUUUGCUCACUAUAGACUGUUGGAAAGACGUCCCAUGUACUAGUGAAAAUGAUUUAUUCACUAAACACAGAAUUCUAGUGAAUUGAAAACCAAAAGGCAAAAAUUCUCCAACUCAGCUAUACCAGAGCUUGGCUGAUUUUACAUUUUAUUUCCCCACCUAGCUUAGAGUGUCUCUCUGCUAGUAACAGGCAGCUUGUGGUCUACAUCUCCAGCGGGUGGAAACCAUUAUAUGUCGAUUCAUGCCCCCCUCCAGGUCCAAUGGUACCAAGAGGGAGGGGAGCAUUAAGUAAAUACCAUAUUUUUUUUUUAUUAAAGAAAUCUAAGAAGACAGAAAGUCUCCUAACCUAGGCUUCAAUUAAAUUUGAAAAUUAUUGAAUGGAUUGGGCUGAUAUUUUUUAAUCAACUUUCGACUGGUUUUAAUGUUAGUCUGAAUUCUAUCAGACACCUUUUUUACCGACAGAAUUAAAUCAAAGCCUUGGUUUGGUUUAUUGAUAAUUUGGUAUCUGUAGUGUCCUGCUUAAUAUGUAGCAAUAUAAGUAGCUUAGUGAUUGGUGUAAUGUAAGCGGCUGGUGAGGAAUCUCCCUUCAGCAGAUGUAACUCUUGUUACCUAGAUACUACUCUUAUUAAUUCUAAUAACAUUGUAUGGUUAUUAUUAAUAAUGUAGGAUAGUUGUUACUUCUUUGCGACUUAGGGGUAUCCCUUAACCACUGUUAGUUAAAACUACAAAAAUACCUAGCUGAUACACUUAAAGGGUACCUGUCAUGCCCUAACCUACUUUAGCAGUUUUUUUUUUGUUUUUUUAAAAGCAUGACAUUUCAUUUUAAAGGAUCACUAUAGUGUCAGGAAAACAAAGCGGUUUUCCUGACACUAUAGUGCCCUGAGGGUGCCCCCACCCUCAGGGUCCCCCUUCAGCCACUUACCUUAAUCCAGCUCUCAUUGGGACAUGUUGUGCAUGCAUGGAAAUAGCUGCGCUCCACCAACAAUGCUUCUUAUUGAAACAAGUGGUUCUGUAGAGAAGUACUCCUAAAUUAGAGUCUCGCUAUCACCUAGACUGACAGUAGGUUUUACAAUUAAUGGUACAAUCAUAAAAGUACAUUUUUUUCUUGAAAUUGGCUCUUUAGAAAUAAUUCUGCACGGACAUUCAGUUAAAGGAUCACUAUAGUGUCAGAAAAACAAACACUUUUUUCUGACACUAUAGUGCCCUCACCCUUCAGCCACUUACCUUAAUCCAGCACCGGGCUCCCUCAGAGCUGGUGACCUCUCCUCCCCCGUCUGACGUCAGCGGAGCCGAAUACGCAUGAGCAGCAAGUGCCGCGCGCACAUUCAAAGUGUCCAUAGGAAAGCAUUUCUCAAUGCUUUCCUAUGGACGCUCUGCGCGAUGGAGGUGAAAUGUGCCUCCAGCAUAGCAGAUGCGCCUCUGGUGGCUGUUUGGAAGACAGCCACUAGAGGCUGGAUUAACCCCAAAUGUAAACAUAGCAGUUUCUUGGAAACUGCUAUGUUUGCAUCUGAAAGGUUAAAACCUGAGGGACCUGGCACCCAGACCAGUUUAUUGAGCUGAAGUGGUCUGGGUGACUAUAGUGUCCCUUUAACAUUGUGCUAGCAGUUUUGCUAGCAAAGAUAUAGAUUGGGAGACAAACCUGUUUAAGAAAUAGGUUUUUCUCCCACCUAUAAAUCAAUUCUUUGGCAUAGACUUAAUGUUGAGGAAUUGAUUUAUAAAGGAGAGCAGAAGAGACCUCCCACAGGUGGUCCUUCUGCUAUCUGUCCAUAGCAACCACAGCACAUGCACUGUGGUUGCCAUGCUAACUCCAUAUCUGGUGUUAACCUGCUAGUGCCGGCCAGGGAGUUUAGAAGUCACUCUGUUCAGACACUGGCAUGCUGUAAAUAUAGCCAUAGUGUCAACGUCAUGAGGGAGGUUUGCCCUGUUUGGAUAAGUGUCCCCAGGCAUGGCAAAUUAGUGAAGAGAGCCGGAGGGGCAUGGGCAGACUGUCGGUGGGUGUUACAGAAGUUUAGAAUCUGUAAUAAGAUUGCAGCUGGGGAGAGGAAGCUGAGGUAAGUGGUGGUAGGUAAUGGAGGUUGAGGUAAGUGGUGGUGUUGGUGGUAGGUAAUGGAGGUUGACUUAAGUGGUGGUGGUAGGUCAUGGAGGUUGAGGAAAGUGGUGGUGGUAACAAGAGUAACAAGUUCUGUAUAAGAAGUUCUAUCCUUUGUGGCUGAGAGUUCUAUGGGCAAUGUUUAAUAAGGCCCCUUUUGGAGACAGGUGGGGGAUCACUCAUUUAGUACAUUGAAAGCCAAUGUAUUUUAUUAAUUUUUCUUUGUAAAGUACAGAAUACAAGGCAUCAAGUUAUAAUAAUGACAACCAGAAAUUGAGCAUGCCAUAGAUAUAGUGUGGUAGGAAAAACAUAACUAAUAAAAAAAAAACAUUGCAAUAUUAAGAACACAUAUAUCGUGGCUUGGUAGCACCGACUAGUUACUCAUCCAGAAAACAAUAGAUGCGAGAGACACAUCUCUAUUUACUAUUUUUAAUAUAGACCUGUCAUACGCAGGAGUUUAAGAUGUUGCGGUUGGGGGGUGCUUUCAGAAAACAUAUAUUUUGUUUCAUUGUGAGUGUAUGUUGAAUCACUAGGUUAGGAAACUUUCUAUAUUAUAAAUCACUAAUUUGUAUUAACUCUUUCCUUCUUUGAGUUCGUACAAAUGAGUGGGUUAUGACGAGGACAGUCCUAGUGCUUUCUCACUGGCAAGAGGUUACUGGACUAAUGCACCACAGACAACCUGUAUUCAACACUUCCAUACAUAUGUAAAUCCAUAGAUAGACCUUAUACAUACACAACACUUUUACUGCACACCAUGAGAUCCUCCCAUUGGACCCCCAGGUAACUGCAUCACAGGACCCAUUGGGCCACCAGCCAGGCUCUGACUUAUUGGGUCAUCAGGAAGGUGGACUCAGACCCCACCUGAUCACCAGGGAAUUGACACUGAGCCACCAAGGAAUAGAGAACUUUGCCCCAUGUGUAAGCAAGGGUGGAUGCAAAAAUUGAAUUUCUUUAAUUAUGUAUUUUUUUCACUUAUUGUAAUUUUUUUUAAAGGCUGGAACACACACAGCCUCACCACACUAAACACACAUAGCCACAUACUAUCCUCACAGCUACCCACACAUCAACAGACAUCCACACACAUCUAUCACAGCUAUUAACAAACAGUCACAAACAUCACUCACAAACACCCUCCCACAGCAACACACAUCAGCCACACACAUAACUCACUGCUACACACGUAGUAACACCAUAUCACUCACAGUUACAGCACCUGCAGCUACACAACACGUAGUAACAAGAUAUCACUCAGAGUUACAGCACCUACAGCUACAGUAUAAGUUGAAGUGAUGUGAAUGCUGUGCAUGCCUAUACACAAACAGCCAGGCAUGCACAGCAUUCACAUUCUACCUAUAGGUGAUUUUUAAAGUUUUAUUAAAUGGUAUAAUGUCCCAUUUAAAGUAAAGUAGCAAGUUAAACCACAGUUUUCUAGUGUCACUACCAGUGUCUGCUUUUCCACGCAUUGACAUUCAGUUAAUGGAAAGAAUGGAAAUUUACUUGAUCAGUCAAAAGUGAUACAAGUUACAUUAUGUGUAGUUUCCACUUAUGUAUUUUUGUUGACCUUCUCUGGGGACCCCUCCCAUACAUUAAAUUAAACCAUUAACAGGCAUUGUACCCGCUGAACAACUGUUAAGUAGAUCCAUGCUCAUUAACGUAAUAUAUUACACGUUAGGCUAGGAACAUACCCCUUUCUCUUGCUGCUGGUCAGUACAUGAAAACUGCUGCCCUGCGGAAUUAAUUUGCUGCAGAAGGGGAGUCAGUUAGAGCCUGCUGUAGUGGUUAGAAUCCAGAAGCACCCUGGCCCUGUUCCCUGAUAAAUGGGCAAACCGUUUAGCUAUGGUUUGCCCGCUUACCUGGGUCAUGCUGGGUUCUGUGUCUAUUUAUGACCUCUGGCUUCUGCAGAGCGGACCUCUCUCAGCCAAUAACUGACAUUCUGUGCAAUGAAAGAAUUGAUACUAGCCCGCAUAGAACUGUUGUUCUAGGCUGGCUAAUGACUCCACAAUAGCUUGCCGGAGGUGGAGGUACACCACCAUCAGUGGAUGGUUCAAACUCCAUAUAGGCAGCAUUGCGUAACUUCACAUACAGACUCCUGGCACCAUGACCACUUCAAAUCCCUGAAACGAUCGUAAAGAGCUUAGAGUAACUCUUUAAUCUCUCCUUGGCUGAUUCAUUUAUAUUCUCUUCUGCAACAGUGCGAUUCAGCAUGCUGACAGAAAGCAUAUUUCCUGUCCUGCCCAACAGCACGGUGAGGCGCUAACAUUUCAGGAUGACGAGGUGGGCCAGGUGUCAAUUAAAAUGACUUGCUAGAUGUGUGUUUCUUCAACUAGAAGUAUGCAUAUGUGUUUUCUUGUUUUUAUGAGCACUCGUGUGAAAACCAACAUGCAGCUGUAAAAAUACAAAAUAUAUUGUCUGUUAAAGCAAACCACAGCUUGAAUUUAACAUCUAGGGUGCCAUGUAGGGGGUGGUGUGAACAAUAUAUGCUCCCUGGUGUUAAGAAGGGGGGGGGAGGGGUUUGAAGAGGUGUGGAAUAAAUUUAUAUAAAUUGAUCCCAGUGAACAGGAGAAUUUGUAAUGUUUUUUUGUUCUAUAUAGUUAACAAUGAUGUGUUUGUUUGGUCUGAAAAAUUAAAUUGAAGAAUCACUAUAGGGUCAGGAACACAAACAUGUAUUCCUGACCCUCCUCUUCCUAACGUCAGACGGUGGGCGAGACAUCCUGCCCGCCGGCUGAGGAGACCUAAUGCGCAUGCUAUGGAGCAGGAAGUGCCCCCUAGUGGCUGUUUAGUAGACAGCCACUAGGGGAGGACUUAACCCUGCAAGGUAAUUAUUGAAGUUUAUAAAAAACUGCAAUAAUUACACUUGCAGGGUUAAGGGUAGUGUGAGUUGGCACCCAGACCACUCCAAUGGGCAGAAGUGGUCUGGGUGCCUACAGUGUCCCUUUAACCCACCAUUUAGGUGGCUUGCUCCCCCUGAGCCCCCCUAUUGAAGUUUAAAACUCACCUUAUUUCCAGCGCUGUGUGGGUCUGCCGGUGCUGGUUCCGCCCCCUUCGUGACAUCAUCAAAAUGGCCAAUUUUUUGCCAAUCCAAUGCUUUCCUACAGGAAAGCAGUGGAUUGGCUAAAAUUGGCACGGGGCCAAAUGCCGUUGAAUCAAUGCAUCUCUAUGAGAAAAAUUCAGCGUCUCCAUGCAGAGGGUGGGGAUCCUGAACGGCAGGGCUGCCUACUGUGCAGCCCUGAGCCAGGCAGCACCUCCAGUGGCCAUCUAAAGGCAGUGUGUACAUGAAAAUGCCUGAAGGGAACCAUUAUACUCACCAGAACAACUACAUUAAGCAGUAUUUAGCCAUAUCCUUGAACGGAGUACCUCCACCUUCUCUCCCUUUUGAUUAUUGUUAUAAACUCUACCAUUUUCUGCCAUUGAACAUUGAAAGUAGAAUAGAAGCAAUGGAGGAUAUGUAUAAAAGCCCGCGUGUUUUAAAAAAUGGUUCAAAGAUGUAAAAGGGGUAGUCACCCAUGGAAUGUGUCAGCUGGUUCCACUAGUUCCCAUGGUGACUGCCCACUUUGGUACUUGAUACCACUUCCGAAACAUGACACUUUUUAGGAAUAACCCAAUCAAAUUUUCAUUCUCAUUUGCAAUGUUUGCCCAUGCUGUACAUGACAAUUUUUACUGACAUCACAAAUUUGAUUGUGAUGUCACUAAACAUUUAAUAUGAAUUUUACAGUGCUACGGAAUUUGCUGGCGCUAUAUAAAUAAAAUAAUAAUGAAAGAAAAAAGUGCUUCCUGUGAAAAAAAGUUAACGCAAGUUAAAGGUACAGAAACACUACAACUUUAGCUCUUUAAAAAAGAGAAUUAAAAUAAAUUUAUACAUUGUGUUAUAUUUCUUAUAGUUAAAUUUCUACAGACUGGGAGAAAAACAGAUUUAUUAAUAUUUUUUUCUCCAACCUGACAAUGCGUUCUUUGGCAUUCCCUCUAUGCCGAAGAACUGAGCAGUAGAGACCUCACACAGAAAGACCUUCUGCCGUCCAAGCAUAGCAACCACGCUCUUGUGCUGUGGUUGCCAUGGAAACCUCCUAGUGAGUGCCGCUACCGCUGUCUAGGUAGUAUAGGAACAGUAACAUAAGUCGGCAUGCUGGCAAUGAAGUGCUCCCAAGAGGGGCAAAUCAGUGAACAACAGAGGAGGAGCGCAGAGGGACUGGAGGUGGGUGAUAAAGAAGUGUAAAACCCACCUCUCUAAUGAGAUUGCAGUGGCAGAGCAGAGGCCAAGGUAAGUGGUUACAGGAUCCCUUUAAUGUGGUGGUUCUUGUACAAAGAACCUGUCCCUGCAGGCUGACAAUUGUAAGCACUCCCUUUUCUGAGAAAAGGCAAUGUUCAUAUUUGUCCCUAAGGCAACCUUUAGUGGCGAUCUCUCAGACAAUAUCUCUAUAGACAUGCAUCUCUAUAAGGAGAUGCUGAUUGGUGCAAUGUGGCAAUUGCUGUGCAUGCAUACUAGCACCCACUGAUUUCUAUUAAGGAAGUAUUGGAUUGGUUGAGAUCAUCAGCGCACCAGGGAACCAAAGUUGAGUAAAAAUUAUUUUUUUAACUUUUUUUUUUUUUAAAUAGAAAGGAAAAAACUUUAUAAUUAGGAAUACAUGAGAUUGUAUUCCUAACUUUGGAGUGUCCCAUUUAAAGGUGAUUUUCAAUGUUUUAUUCAAUUUGGUAAUUUUUUAAAUUAUUUUCUUCACUCACAGAUAAAUAGGAUCAUUACAAAAUAUCAUAGUAGUAUGCCUUUAAUUACUGAGGGGUGCCAUUUUUCAGCACACUGUGACUAAUGUUCACAGACACUUUUUAAGGUGUGAACAAGCUCAGUUUGUCACAAGCAUUUGCCUUCCAGUAACGGAGGGGAGGGGGUUACAUACUUCACUUACAAUUUUUUAUUUUUUUUUUACUUAAGUGAGACAUCAAAAUUAAUUUCAGAUUUAAGAGUAGCUGAGUGGGAAGCAAAACUGGCUUUUUCCACUUUGGCUACGUUGACCUUAAAUUUGAAACUCACUUUGAAUUCACUGUGUGUUUUUAACGUUAAUUGACCCUGCAAGUCAUAUAAUUAUAAUACAUUAAUUGAUUGAAAUAAAGACUUUCAGUUAUAUUUUUUAAUGCAGGUUUCUCAUCUGAAGAACAAUGGCUACGAACUGCAAUCACUCCUUCUCGGACAUCCAGAUAAACUACCUGGGACCGGUGUACGGGGUGGAGUUUGUAUUGGCUCUGUUAGGGAAUGGCUUUGCAAUCUGGCUCCUUGGAGUGUCAAAGGAUCGUCAUGCAGGCAUCAUCUUUUCUCUCAAUCUGGCAGUAAGCGACCUCUUGUACGCCUUGUCAUUGCCUCUACUAGUGGCCUAUUACGUAAUGAAGAAGAACUGGACUUUUGGUGCUGCAUUGUGCAAGAUUGAACGUUUUCUUUUCAACUGUAACCUCUACGGCAGCAUAUUUUUCAUCACUUGUAUAAGUGCUAACCGCUGUUUGGGGAUUGUGUACCCAUUCUAUGCCAGGGGGAGGGUUGAGAGCAAACAUGCAAAGUUUGUUUCUUUGGGUGUGUGGAUCCUGGUAGCAAGCAUCUCUUCUCCAGUUUUUUUCUUCUCGGAAUUGGAGGCCACCUCAAAUGGGCAGGAGUGCAUAGGAACAGCUCGGAGCAUCAAUCUGAGCUCUUACAUGCCAUAUAGCCUUUUUCUGGCUGGGUUUGGUUGUGUACUUCCGUUUCUUAUUACGUUACUGUCCUACAUUGGAAUUGCACGUGCGGUGUGGAAGAGCCACAGCUUAGAAUCACGGGAGAAGAUGAAAGUCAUCUAUAUGGUGUGUAUAGUCAUUGCUCUUUAUUCCAUCUCCUUUCUACCAUAUCACAUUCUGAGAAACCUCAACCUGUACAACCGAAUGAGCAAGCCAGAUUGCCUGUGGUCUCGGCGUAUUCAUUCGGCUUUUCAGUUGACCAGAGCUCUUGUGGCCUUGAACCCUUGUAUCCAUCCACUAUUGUAUACUGCUGUGAUGAACAAUGUCAGAGAACGGUUGGGAUGCUGCCAGAAAAACGAAAUAUCCAAAUCAGAGGAAGACUGCCAUCUCUAAGCUUUACUUUACUUUGGGCACUUGGAUUGGCUAAAGUCUUUAUUUAGCUGGACUUAAAAAGUCCAUGGAUGGUACAUGGAAUGAAGGGGGAAAAAAAAUAUGUGUGAGAAAGUGAUCAAGAAGUAACAGGUGCAGGAGAAAAAAAAUGUUUUGUACAUUUAUGUAGGUGAUUUAAACAUGAGCAGUUACAACACAGAGGAAAAUAACAAUUUAAACCUAGUUAGAAACACUGUUAGUACAUAGGCCAAAUACACAGAAAACAUGAGAUAUAAACAUAUGGAGCUUAAUCUGCCACAGCUAAUAAUCAUCUCAUUUUGAUAAAUCGUAAGUGAAAUUGUGAUUAACCUUCUAAAAUGGUAUGUACAAAUGUUGGAAGGACACCCACCCAAUUUAUGCAACACAGAAAAAAAAAAAUCCUUCAUGCUUUGGUGACUCCCAGUGACUCUUUGGUGACAGAUUACAGUGGGUUGGCAAUUCCAGUCAUUUGCUGCUGGCUCUGCCUCUUUGGCUGACAUCACUAGAAGUGAUUAUCUCAGCCAAUCACAAUGCAAAGGAGGUGGGGCAGAGCGAAUGCCACCCUAGCCAAUCAGCAUGUCCGCAUAGAUAUGCAUUGAAUCAAUGCAUCUCUUUGAGGAAUGUUUAGUGUAUCCAUGCAGACAACUACCAGACAUGCAAGUCACGUACCAGAGUAUUUUUUUGGAAUACAAAAAGGAAAACCAUUGCAAGGGCUGUUUCUGUAAAAUCCCUUACGAAUGGAGAAAACCCCUUAAUGUAUUGAUGUUUCUCUCUGGUUUGAUGGUUGUAAUAAGCACACAUUGAUCAGAGCCAUUGGCACACAGUAAGGGGUUCAAAAUGUAAACUAAUUUUUCUUCUCAUUUAUAAGUGUGUUUUAGCAUAUUAAAAUUAAAUAAUGUGUCACCACGUUAAUGUUAUGUAUACAAUUUGUGUCCAUUCUUUUUAUUAAAUGUGUAUAUAUUUAAAUGCCGUCACAGAUAAGGUAGACUGUGUUAGAGCGUGCAGUAAAUAUCUGAACGAUUUUUAGCUUUCAAAGUUCUAAAAGAAAACAUCAAAUCAAUUUUAUUUUUCCACUGUUUUGUAGAUAUAUCCCCAAAGAAUGUUUUCUUUUUUUGGGGGGGUUGUAUGUAAAAUCAGCUUGGAAAAGUUACAGAUCCAAUAUCUGAAAAAAUGUGCUGGAGAUAGAAAGAGGGAAGCGCGUGCAGUGGCUGCAAUCUGUGACAGCAGAUUGAUAAGAGGCCCACAAUCAAGAAAUCUCUGUGCUGGAGCCACACUUCAGUGCAGCCUUCUAUUGUUUACGACUCCAGUCAAUAGAAGCACUUUGUGUGUCUUGGGUGUUCCUUUAAACUAGGAAAUACACAUAUUAAGACAAAAUACUUAAAGGAACAUUGUAGGAUCAGGAACACAAACAUGUAUUCCCAACACUAUAGUGUUAAAACCACUAUCAAAUGCCCCCGAUUCCCCUCUAAAUAUAUUAAAAUCUUACUUGUAUUCAAGACUGCAUCUGACAUCAGAAGUGGUGUUCUGACACAUUCACAAUUGAAUCAAUGCAUCUAUGAGUAAAGUUCAGUGUCUUCAUGCAGACGGUGGAGACACUGAAUGUCAGUCACAGUGUGCAGCAAUGCCCCAGGAAGCACAUCUAGCAGCCAUCUGAGGAGGGGCCAGUGGAGGUAACACUAGGCUGUAAUGUAAACACUGCAUUUUCUCGGAAAAGACCGCAUUUAAUGCAAAAAGCCUGAAGAAGGGGAUGAUUAUACUCACCGGAAACAAAUACAAUAAGCUGUAGUUGUUCCGGUGACUAUAGUGUCCCUUUAAAGGGGAAAUAAAAUUUUAGACCUGAUAUAGUUGAUCUGGAAAGUAACAAUUUUAAGUUCUCUUGUUGAUGCCACAAUUCUCAGGAUAGUACAUAAAUCUGUACAAUUUGAGGACACGUGUAUAGAGUAAGAAUGUCCAAUAAUAAAAUUAAAAAAACCCAUCCAAGCCAUUACAAUAUGCUUAUAAAUACCUAGUCCCUAAAGCAUGCACGUGCCCAUUAGAGUUGGGAAAUAACCCUCUUUCCAGCUAACUGGCUCAGUUAUACAAUUUAAUAGUGCAUCUUGAGUGUGGCAGCCACAUACUUUCCUGGGAUAUUCUCAUGAAAUGACAGCCUCUUCCCAUAACUGAGCUCUGUAAAGCUGAGAUUUCCUCCUAUUGUCUGUGCCGUGUGAAUAUUGUUCCUGCAGGUCUUUUGACAUCCUUUCACUUAAGUGUCGGAGCAAGAUUUCUUGAAUGAUAAAAAGGAACUUGACACGUGACCAGAUUUUACCAUAAAAUGUAAUGACCCAUUAGCAUGCAUAUCAGAUCUACAAUUUUAGAAAUUAAAUAC